This is a messenger RNA of Cetraspora pellucida, 1074 nucleotides long. The record is from the annotation of a GenBank genome assembly. Lineage: Eukaryota; Fungi; Glomeromycota; Glomeromycetes; Diversisporales; Gigasporaceae.
AUGCAGCCACCCCAACUUCGUCAAUUUGCAAGUCGUAAUGAGCUUCUUGAAUACAUGCGGUCUUUCUCUAAAACUCAAGGAUAUGCUGUCACUAUAAAAAGAUCAUGCUCAGAUAGAAAUGGUAAAAUAAAAAAUGUGGUAUUAGGCUGUGAUAGAAGUGGGUUCUAUAGAAAUAGGUUAAAUUUAUCAGAUGAUUUACACCAUAAAAGGACAGCUUCAAGACUUAUAAAUUGUCCGUUUGAGCUUUUUGGAACAAGACAUGAUAAUAUUUGGCACCUUGAGGUUCGAAACUCUGAACAUAACCAUGAAGCAUCAACAGAUAUGUCUGGCCAUCCAAUUGUUAGAAAGUUGAAUGUUGAUCAAAAGGAACUGGUUAAACAAAUGGUUGUCGCUGGUUCUCGUCCCCGUCAAAUCCUGUCAACUAUACACCAAAAUGAUUUAUCCUUGUUUGCUAUAUCUAGAACUAUCUAUAACAUUAUGAAUUCUAUUCGUCAAGAAAGGCUUGAUGGCCAUACACCGGUCCAAGCCUUUCUUGACAAAUUACAAGGAUCUGACUUCGAAUUUGAAUAUAGAGUCGGUGCACCGAAAGAUUGUAUUACUGAUAGAAUUCCAGACAAGAGAAAUCCAUGCAGCAAUCUCUUUUCACUUCAUGAUAAGUUGAUCAAAGUGUCAAGCGCAACUCCAGACUCACCAUUAAAACCUUGCACAGAAACUUUCAAAUCUACGAUGGGUCUCCCUUGUCAUCAUAUAGAAUUUCUGGAAUCCACAUAUAUUAUCAAAGAUAAUUGCACAAAUCUUCAGCCUCUUUUGCAGUCUCUUGCCCACAUGUACCAAUUCUGGCCACCUCAUCAACAAGUUGCUAUCCAUUCUCAGUUAGAAGAGUUGGUGAAUACCCCACCUGUUGUGGUAGAAAAUCCAGUUACUAGUAAACCACGAGGAAGACCAGUUGGUGCAAGAAACAAAAACAAAAGAAUAAUACAGAGAGACCCAUCCACCUUUGAGCAUGUUGAAAAACAGUCAAGACAAUGUGGUACAUGUCAUCAAACUGGUCACAACAAAAGAGCUAAUCAGUAG